Podarcis lilfordi (Lilford's wall lizard) is the source of this 10771-nucleotide messenger RNA. NCBI's taxonomy places the organism in Eukaryota, Metazoa, Chordata, Lepidosauria, Squamata, Lacertidae. The record is from the annotation of a GenBank genome assembly.
GUAGUAGCAGCGGCAGCGGCAGCAGCAAUAGCGGGCAGGGAGAAACCCCACGCAAAGCGAGCCCACCCUCCCCCUCCCCCAACACACACAUAGAGGGAGGGGGAAGAAGGAGGGAGGGAGGGAAGGAAGGAAGGAAAGAGGGAGGGAGAAGGGAGGGAGGGAGAGGGAGAGAGGGAACGAGGCAAGGAGAAGGAGGGAGGGCUACCGAGGAGGGUGUUUUCCUUUUCUCCCCCCCCCCUUUUUUUUGGAUUGCUCUCUCUCCCUCUGUCGUCGCUUGUUGUGGCUGUUAAAUUUUAAACUGCCAUGCACUCCGCUUCCAGUAUGCUAGGAGUCGUGAAAAUGGAAGGACACGAGCACACGGAGUGGAGCAACUACUACGGCGAGCCGGAGGUAAAUGGCAACUUCUGUCUGUUUGCGUGGGUGGGUGUCUCUCUCGCUCUCUCUGUUUGUGUGUGGGUCCCCCACCCAAUCCCCAAGCCUCCUCCUUCCGCUAAAAAACAGGACUCUCUCUCUCUCCCUCUCGCCCUCUUUUUAUACAACACUGUGUUAGCCUUGAGAUAAUAUUAACUUUGUGAUCAAAUAUUGACUUGCGAAGCCUCCAAAUCCUUUGCCAUGCCUAGCCGCGCUAUCCUAACAAAGUUGUGUUUGGCAGAGAGAGGUUGGGGGGGGGAGAGGAAGGGCGUUUGAGGGGGGAGCUAUAAGGAACCAAGGGAAGAGGGGGCGCAUUUAUUGCUCGAAAUCUCGCCCUGGGAGGGCUCGGAGUCUGGGGGCAAAUGAAACCCAAAGCCGGACAAGAAUUCUUUCUUGAAUGAGCGGAGCAAAGCUUUACGCACAAGCUCCUGCCGCUCUCCAGGUUGCGUGCCUCCUUCCUUUGCUCCAGAAAACAGCCGGGUCUUGACAACCGAGAUCUUUUCCCUCCUUGAGUCAAAUCACAUUUCAGGUUCCCUCCUGGAGCCGUCAGCCCCAUUUUUACCCUUGGAUUUUGAACAGAGCCCCCACGCCGAUUUCCAUGGCGUUUAAUUCUGCCUAGGGCUGAGGUCCUGACCCCCAAGUGAUUUCGAUGCAAUCCUCCCCCGCAGUAAAGAAACAAAGUUGUCGGAAGAUCACGACGGAUAUUCCCUAGUCAGUGUAUGAGAAAUUCGGGUUGAAAUCGAAUCCUACCGAAACGAAACACAAAUUCUAUCCAGUCGUUUUGAUGGAUCCGGCUUCUGUUGGGUUAAGAAACUAUAACACAAGUGACUUGGGAAGUAAAUUGCAUUGAAACCCAAGAGAAUCGCUAAGGAUUGGAAACCGAAAGGCUUCGGGGGAGUCAGAUAUGGGGGUCUGAGGCUCUAAUCCUCUGCGCGCUUAGCUGGGGGUGAGUCCCGCGAAACACAGUGGGGUUUACUUCUGAGUAAGCAAGCAUAUGAUUGCACGGUUAGACCGGGAAAGUGUGUGCGGUAGAGAGCGGGCUUGCUUUCUGGUAGAUUUGCAUUAGCAUUUGGGUUUUAACAGGAACAAUUCCCCAGUCAACGAACAAGGAAAUAUUUUAAACACCCACCUGGGUCCUCCUUUUCUUCCAUCGCAAUAAGAAACACGUUACUUGGGCAAAGGCUCAUUAAAGCCAACGGGAAUUUUUAAAAUGAGGGUGCAGGAAUACUGUUAUGACCAGACUGGUCGACUUUCUCCUGUGGCAUUAAGGUCCAGAUCCUAACAGGUGUUGUUGUUGUUGUUGUUGUUGUUGUUUUGUAUGUCAUCGAUUUCACUGGGACCUGUAUCAGCUUAGCGCAUUUGGGAUCCAAGUUUGCAAUGCUUGAACCCCUCUCCUAACCAUAGACACGGUCGAGUCUAAGUUAGGCGCCCCCCCUGCCCCUUUUAAAAUUGUAUUUGGAGAGAUUUACAAGCCGAUCCUCUCCCGUGUUUAAGGUAAAGAUAAAGGGACCCCUGACUACUAGGUCCAGUCGUUACCGACUCUGGGGUUGCGGCGCUCAUCUCGCUUUAUUGGCCAGGGAGCCGGCGUACAGCUUCCGGGCCGUGUUUACUCGGAUGUAAAUCUGACCGGUUUCAAUUUAACUGCCCCCCAGAUUCAAGCACCUGCUGUAGCCUUCCAUUUAAAUUCAAGGGGCCCAAGAGUGCCUGGACCACGUUCACUGGGGCGCUGGGUACUUUCACCUUCCAGCAUUGUAUCACACAGACUCCGAAGGAGACCGUUACACCAAAGAAAGCUCCCUCGAAAUGCGCGGUGGUUGGGGCUGAGGGCUGGGUUGCCCACGAUCCCGUGGCCAGGGAGUUGGGGGUCUCGGGUGGGACGACCCGUGGGCCACCUCCACUAACCGCUGGGCUCCCCGCUCUUGUCGCCUUUGCAGGGUUACUCCACCAUGAACGCGGGGCUGGGCAUGAACAGCUACAUGAGCAUGCCAGCCAUGGGCACGGCGGGCAACAUGACGACGGUGGCGUCCGGCGGCUCCAUGGGCAUGUCUUACGCGGCCGGCCCGGCGGGCAUGAACCUCUCUCCGGGCGCGGGGGCCAUGGCCAGCAUGGCGGCGCACCUGAGCCCCAGCCUGAGCCCGCUGGGCGCGCAGGCCGGCUCGAUGGGGGGCGCGCUGGGCGCUUACUCGGCGCUGAGUCCCGUCGGGGCCGGCGGCAGCGGCGCGUACGGGCAAGCGGCGGGCCUGGGCCGCUCCCGCGACGCCAAGAGCUAUCGCCGGAGCUACACGCACGCCAAGCCGCCUUACUCGUACAUCUCCCUCAUCACCAUGGCCAUCCAGCAGUCGCCCAACAAGAUGCUGACGCUGAGCGAGAUCUACCAGUGGAUCAUGGACCUGUUCCCUUUCUACCGGCAGAACCAGCAGCGCUGGCAGAACUCCAUACGCCACUCGCUCUCCUUCAACGACUGCUUCCUCAAGGUGCCGCGCUCGCCGGACAAGCCGGGCAAAGGCUCCUUCUGGACUCUGCACCCGGACUCGGGCAACAUGUUCGAGAACGGCUGCUACCUGCGGCGCCAGAAGCGCUUCAAGUGCGACAAGCCGCCGGGCUCCAAACAGCAGCAGCAGCAGAAUCAGGGCGCCUCCCCUGCUUCGUCCGCGGGAGCCCCGUCGCAAGGUAAGAAGGCGGCCUCGCAGGCGCCGCAGGAACGCGACCUGCCCAACGGGGCUCCGGAAUCGCCGCACUCCAGCGCCUCCCCUUGCCACGAGCACAAGCGCGCCCUAGCCGACCUGAAGGGCCACCCGGAGCCCGCCCCGUCGCCGGCGCAGCAGCAGCACCUGCUGGCUCAGCAUCACGCCCACGCGGGGCUCUCCCACGAGGCGCACCUCAAGGCGGAGCACCAUUACGCCUUCAACCACCCCUUCUCCAUCACCAACCUGAUGUCCUCCACAGAGCAGCAGCAGCAGCAGCACCCCCACCAUCCGCACCAUCCGCACCAGCACCACCCCCACCCGCACCACCCGCACCACCCGCACCACAAAAUGGACCUCAAAGCCUACGAGCAGGUGAUGCACUACAGCAGCUACGGCUCGCCGGUGCCCGGCAGCCUGGCCAUGGGCUCCGUCACGAACAAAAGCGCCCUGGAGACCUCGCCCUUGGCCGGAGAUGCCUCCUAUUACCAAGGGGUCUACUCCAGGCCCAUCAUGAACUCUUCCUAAAGGGCACCCCACCCUUCGGCUCUGCCCACCCCCUAAGGGCCAAUGCCCUCUUUCUCUCCCCAGGACAAACCCGAGACUUCUCUGGGCAGGAGGAGAUUUGAGAUAUGAUGUAGACUUUGGAAAGAAUCCAAACGGUGCCCAAAGCCAGGUCAGUUUAUUCCACGGCGUCGCCUCCCGAUCCCAAUCCGUAUCCAAAGCCCAUCGGACUCAAACAAUCCGGUGGCCUCCACCCACUACCUGGGAGCUCCGGCGCCUUUGUAUCAACUAAAGAUUCUCUAGCCCUAUUUUUUAAAUGAAAAAGACAACUUUCUACGAGGAGCGCACUGACCCCACCUCUCCCGCGCACCACUUUUGGCAAAGAAUCCUGGACUUCGCGCCCCGCUCCUAGUUUAGAAAAGGCUCCCGUAAUAUUUAAUCGACGUUUGCUGUUGUGUAAUUUAAAGCUCCUUUUUCUUCUACUCUUUUCUCGCCGGCGUCGGGAAAACAGGAUUGAUCUCCAACAACCGUGGGGCGUGGAAAACAUCCAGUUCCGCGGGCUCUUGACCACCGUCACUUUUCUUCAGACACCGAUUUAAAUUUUAUUUGAGUUGGAGGUUUCCUUUUAGGAGUCUCCUUGUCUGUUUCUUUAUUUUGUUUGUUGCGGGGAGUUAUAAAUAUAUCUAUUUUUGGGUGUGAAAGUGACACAGAAAUAAGUGUGUGUGUGAACAGGUGUUAGAUUUCAAAACUGAGGAUCAAAAAGACUGUAGCGUUGUGAACUCGGGGGAGGGGGGUACCCAAAAAUGGACUUUAGAUUGUAAUUUGACACAGGAAGUUUUGAUGUUACCGGGAGAGUAAACGACUCCGAUCGAAUUAAUUUAUCGUUUUUGUACGCUUUAUUUAUGGUUUAUAGAUGUGUAUUCUGGUAAGGACCGACCAAAUUCUCACAAACCAUAUAUUAAAUUGCUGUUGGAGAUUCCCCCCCCCUUAACUUAAACAAUAAUACCUGUCUGUUAUUUUCCAGUAUAAUGCAAAGAGAUGCGGGAAAGAUAACGAACUAAUUUUAGCUCUUGAUAUUGCUUGCCAGUGGGCUUACUGUGCUUAGAGUAGGCCCCUUCCAAGAUGGCCUGUAUGAAUAACAUGCGUAUUUAAAAUGCACAUAUGAACCUGGAGUAUCAUGUUUCAUACAUCAUCAAAACUUGUUGGCACGCUUACCAUUCCACGUCUAAACUGUGAAUAGGACUGCAACCUUACUCCCAAAUAUACACUUUAUUCUCAAGUAAAGACAGAGCUGAAUCUAUGGUAAAUCUUUGCCUGAUAUGCACUAGAUUCACAAGCAGUUUGGUUUCAGACUCCCAACUGUUUAGCAAAAAUACUUCCCGCUUCGUCCAAAGUAAACUGCUGAAAUGAAGGGGGCUGGGGGCUUGUUUUGGGGUUGUGCGAAAGGACUGUGAGCUCAGCUCAGUUCUGAUACUGCAGACCAACUUCUAGGCCCAGAAUGGGCUCAGAGGCACUAGAAUCUGGUUGGUAGAUCUUGAGAUUCUAGUAAAAAGCAAAAUAGAUCAGAAAAGCCUAAAGUCUGCCAACUCCCUGAGUUGCAGCCCAUGGAAGUCCUAGGGCAAGUCGGACUGAAAAUAGGGGCUUUCUUGUCGGCAGAGGUUGGACAAAAAAAAUACUCCAGCCUUGUAAUGGGUUGAACUAGAUGACCCACGUGGUCCCUUCCAACUCUACAAUGCUACGAUUCUGUGACUGGGUUGUUAGGCUCUCAGUCGAGGCCUAUAUAUAUAGAUGCUGCCUAUUCUAUGUAUGUAUAUUAUUGCUUUGCCUACUUGACUUUAAAUAUUGCUUUGUUUAUUUGAUCCUGUGAACAUUACUUGAUAGGAAAACCCAUCGGUUACCUUACACAUUUGCAAUCGGGCAGGCUCCCAUGAGUUAUACUUGCCUAGACAUCCCCGCUGACUCCCGUCCACGACUAGGAUUGCAACCUCUGUUAAAAGGGGUAUUCUCGACAUCUGAGCAUCAUGAUAAUAGUGGAAUCAUUUACAUAAUAGCACAGUAUUCAGCCAAAGUAUUUUUAUGACUCAUUGAUUUCACUUAUAAUGUUAACCGCAUAUCUCAUUCAAUCUCCGGUCUUAAAAGUGCUUCAUCUUUGACUGUACCUGAUAUUCAGCCUCGCGUUCCACACAAUCGCAGCCAAUAUAGCAAUCCUGAAGUACAACUACUAUUAAAGCCACAUUAUCAUACUCCACGCGGGAGGUGGCGGCUUGAAAAGCAUAAAUCAUUGGUUUCAGUGGGUCUACUCUUGAGUACGAGGAACGUUGACUAUCACCCACCGAGACUACUCUUGCCUUUCAGAAUGAACUGAGUGUGGCUUGCUAGAACCUUUCUCUGCAUCAGAGAAAGCGCGUGAAGCCUCAAGUGCCUAGUGGAAACCAAAACACGCCUGGUUGGGUUAAGAGUUUCGGGACUUUUAAAACAAAUUGGUUAGAUGGACUCGAAUUCUAGCUUCUUUUUCUUUAAAGAUUUGGGUUCUAGCUUACUUGAAACGCAGUUAGCAAGAAGGACGGCUUUAGCCUAAUGCUGGGCAAUUCGGAAGUUGUUUGAAAGCUCGCUGCUCCUAUAUUCCUCCUCUUCUGUCCGCCCUCCAGAGCCGUAUUCACUGAGAAGGCCUGUCUUCUUCCUCUAAGUCGUCUUUGGAUAAACUUCGGGGCUCCUCUUUGGAGACUCUUAGCGACGCGAGACCAGGGAUGAGUAAAUGGGAUUCCAAACAGUCCCCAUCUUGCUCAUGCAGAAAUCUGCGCACAACACACGCGCAACAGUGACAACACAUACACACGAGAGGCCUUGCCUGUGGCAGGAGCUGGUCAGAAGGCGAAGGGGAGUUACGAGCUUCCUUUCGCUUGCCGAGUCCAAAUGAAAGUCAGUCGGCAGAGUGGAUUUUCUCGACUGACUACAAGCACUCUCGCCCAGUCCUGUGGUGGACGGUGGUGGAUCUCGAACCAGUUCUUCAAAGGCAGCCAACUAUAUUCUUCCCUUUCACACCGAUCCUGAAAACAGUUGAAAACGGUAAGUUUAACUUCGGAGUAUUGUAAGAAUUUAAUUGAUUUUCAGUGAAACUGAUGCGCGUCACCUUAUGCAUAUUUUACUCAGGAGUAAGGUCUUCAAUGGCUUUUGAAUAUCUUAUGAUACUUACUUGGAAGUAAGACCUAUUGAAUUGCGGAGGACAUACUUCUGAGUACGCGCGCUACGCGUUGUGCCGCACCUCUAGCCAGGCUACAGCGCCAUUGCUCAGAAGGCUCAUCCGGAAGGAAGACAUUUGAUGCUAGCUCCCCCAUAGGAAGGGGGUUUUUGUGUUGGCCUUUCGAGGGCAUAGCUUAGCAGGAUCUCAAAGACGCAGCACUGAGCCUGGUUAGGAGGAGGAAGGCUUCCAGCGAAGGCUCACUGGAUGGGGAAUCGAUCCACUUGGAAUAAACGGGGCAUCCUUCCCAAGAAGCAGGUGUAGGGUUCAUGGUCAGUUCAUGGGAACUAACCUCGGUUGAAUCCCAAGGUUUCCAACUAGACUCAGGUAGAGAAGAUUACCUGGCCAACGGAAGUCAAACAAAACCUCGUUUCUUAUUUAUUAUUAUUUACUACAUUCAUAUGCCACCUUGUCCUCCAAGGAGCUCAAGAUGGUGAGCAUGGAUCCCCCCCCCCCUUUAGCCACACAACAACCCUGUGAGGCAGGUUAGGCUGAGUGGGAGUGGCUGGCCCAAGGUCACCCAGGGAGCUGAGGAUUCUGGCCCUGGUCACCCAGGCUAUCGUCCAAGGCACUCACACUCCGGACCCCAAACGGCAGAAACCGCCGGUGGCGCAUAACUCAAUAGUUUAACCCCAGCCCUCUAGCAGAACUUUAGAGUUUCUAAAGCAGUUCACAUAAUACUCUGUCUUGUAAUCCUCACACCAGCCUGGCAAGGUAGGUCAGUAUUAUCCUAACAUCACAAGUUGCCACUUAAGGAAUUCAGGGCAGAAAUAAGAGGGGAGGUCCUCAUCCCUACCUCAGGCUGCUCGGAUAUGAGCACUUACCGGGGAGUAAGGUCCACUGAAUGUCAGGUAAUUCGCUACCGAAUAAACACCUAUUGGUUGAGGGUUUGGUUUUUUUUGUUUCUUUUUCUUUUUUGCUAGCCACUGUGCUCUUGCCUCUGCCACAUCUGUAGGGCGCGAGACUGAUGUUCUGAGACAUUUCACUUGGAGCGCGAACAAAAGGAUUUCAAAAGGAUGCAAAAUCGGGCAGCCUAAUGGAUGGAUCCACAGAGCGUACGGAAACCUUUACUCAGACGUCUACUUAGAAGUGAAGGAUUGGCUUUGAUUCCGUUCAUCAUGUGACGACUUGCAUGUGCGGACUGUGGCCUCCACUCGGACCACAGCAACUCUUUCUUACCACCUCAAAGAUUCCAUUACAUGCAUUCAGGCAAGCGCUUGCGUGAACCCAGUUGAGAUCUUCUUCCAAUGCUCCCUGACUGGAGCUCAGAUUAACAAAGGUUCUAAGCACAGUUACUCAAAGAGAGCGCCACUAAAUAUCAUCGUCUACAAAUAAGUGUCCUUUAAAUCAGUGGGACUUGUUCCCAGAUCAGUAGGUGAGUUUUUGAAGCCUUGGUCCCUGCAGUCUUUAGAGUUGCAAACUUAUUUUAAGAGAGAGAGAAAGAAGAAGCCCUCUCCUGAAUUUGGUGAAACGUUCUUCACGUGAAUAAAUACGAUUUAGGACAAGGUGCUAUUUUAAUACACAAUUGGCAACGUUUAUCCCCUUCCCACAGAACAGCCCGACCCCAUUCGUGGAGUUCAUUGGGACUUACCAGAAAGUCUUGCUAGGAUUGUAGCCCAUCCUGCCCUUUGCAUGUUUGUUCAGAAGUUAGUCUGAACGCCAUCAGAAGAAACAUGCAUAGAAUUUCAGUUUUUAACGGAAAUGAGUCGUCCUCCGAGUAUUUAGGCUUAGGGCGCCGCGUAAAUUCAUUCAAGAGAGCGCUUCGCACAAUGCAGUUCUGCUGAACGUUUGCAUUCCAAUCCUACAUAUGUCAAAUCCCACUGAGUUCAAUGGGUCUUCCAGGUAGGUACCGGUAAUUAUAGGGCUGGGAGUCUAAAGGUGGUUGGUUAAAGUGGGAUGUAUAAACAGAACAUGUGGCUUUUAAACCGGAUAUGUUUAGGAUCCGGAAACUCAUUUCGCAGGGGGUCAUUUGCUGCACGAAUAAAUGGAUGGGAAGCAAAUGAGAGCUCUAUAGCAGCCUUCCAGCUUCCUCCGGAGUGCAUUCUGAAAGAUCAGUAUCCGAUUGCGUUCUCGCUAAAGGUUGUUUCAUAUACAACACUCACUUGCAGGUGAAAUCCUUCCCUGACAAAUGUGUGGGCGUCGGAUUUCCCCAUGCCAAUCAUGGCUCGACUUUGGGACGAGACAGUGAUGUGUGGCGCACAAGAGAGAACGAACAUAGAACUAUUUCAGAAAAAGCAUCUCCUUCCCAGGACUUGGAAGCUACAUCUCUGCUUGGAAGUAAUUCUCAUGGAAUUUAAUAAGAUCGCCUUUUGGAAAUAAUCGUCUUCUUCGUCAGAAAGUGGGGAGGACAGCUUCAUAUUUGCGAACCUCUGCAAAUCAAACACCACAGAUUUAACUUUCCUAACCCCUGGAAAUGUACCUCUAUGGUGCCAGUCGAGACACACCAGCGGCUGGUGUUCCAGUAGUCUUCCAUAGUCUUCAAGUCGACUAUGCAUAAAGUCUGCUCUUAGCCUGUGGAGGAUUAUGACCCUCUUCUAGAAAAUGCCAUUGGGAGUAAGUCCCACUGGUUUUACUCCAAUCCAAAGCCUGCUCACACUUUUGCAGUACCACCAAAUGUGACAGCACCACGUGGAUCCAGGUUGUUCUAGUGUACAUCUCUAACAUACAGAAUCAAGUAAUUUACAGAUUUCCACCGCCAUCACUUUUUAACUUGUGUGGAGUCAAAUUUUCAUUUGCCCUAACCUCCCUAAAUUAUUAUGAGCCACCCUGGCAUAAAUAGACAAAUAAUAACCUGUAAUAGUUGUUUGUUUUCAGCUUCCAAUGCAGACAGAACAAUAUACAGUACAUAUAUAUGCCAGUAAACUUUCUGGGGAGUAUGCCCCUACUUGUUUUAAUUGACAUCUUGCUCAUCAUUAAUCAAAUUUGUAUACUCCUCUGCUUCCAAAGAUCACAGGGCACUUCACAACAUGAAAAUACAACAUGAAAAUACAAAAUACACAAUAAAACAAACAAGAACAAAUAAGCGCCCCCUCCCACAAACACAUUUUAAAAAAACAUAGAGUGUUAAUAAGCCCAAGGCCUGGUUGAACAAAUUAUUUCCAGUGAGGUGAUGACCAACUUCUUCUAAGUAACUCUGCAGUAAAGUUGACUGUAAAGGAGAAUUUGGCAGACCUUCAGUGGCUUAACCCAGUUGGUGCACAGGUUCCCUGUUUUGGGGAAGAUUUGACAUUUGAGUACUUCAGUUUUACUGCUGGAAUUUUUGACUAAAUGCAAAGCUGGUGUAAAUGACUUGACACCAUGAACCCAAACUUGAGAAAUACUGUAACACAGCUGCAUUUAAACAAAACAAAAACCGGCCCAUAAAACCACACCCGGCCCUCAUAAAUGUAGCCUUCCUGGGUGCUCCAGGCCUACCUGGAUGGCUGCAGCAAGCCAUACCUUGUCAGGAAAGUGCCACUCUUACCUGGAUGCUAGUUUGUGAAGUGUUGUAUUUCCACCUGUGUAGUUGUUUGCCCAAAUUUAUAGAUAUUGAUCUAUAGAUGUGGGUACAUGUAAGGUAACAGUUAGAAAUAUCGUGAAUCCUGAUGUUCAGAAGAAUGUCUUAGGACUGUAGAAGGCCUAGCCUGAAAUCUGAGAAAUAAACUUUUUUUUUUUUUACAUUUACUCCAACAACCUGGUUAUUGCUCUUUUACCAUGAAAGGGAUGAAGGGAACAUUCAGACUGAAGACUACUAGUAAAUUUCUCUUCUGCCCUAAUAUUUGCUUGUCUAUCUGUCAUAUCAUAUCAAAACUUUGGUCAUCUGCACCUUAGUGAUCACACCUCUCUCGACUCUUCCCUCUACAGGCCUCAGAUUCAAUCUGCAGGAGGCGACGCGAUUGCUUUUUGAAAUCCAAAAAUAAAUUAAAAUGUGAUCGCCAGUAUUUUUCUCAAGGGC